GGCGUGGUGUACCCAUCUGGCACCGAGUGCGCGAAGUGCUUCGACACGCGCAGAAAGUAUUUCAAAAAAGACUUGGACACGUUGAUGCAGGAACGGCAAGCAGAUGAUGAAGUUGAGGAGGCAUUUAACGCUCGCAGGCAUGAUGUCGUCCCUGGAGGGAACAAGUUCAAAGGCACGGGCACAUACGCCACUGAAAAGACUGAGGUGGAGAAAAAACGUUCGGACUUCAACGUAGGGUUCGUGGAGGGUCGUUUCGAACCUCUGACCGUCUUUGCGCGCAGGUGCAACUUGAAGUUCACAGAUGAAGAGUUGCUCAUCCACCACAUCCAGGCCGUCCUCGGGUUCACCGUGGUCGUGGACCCAGACGAUGGCGUCACGAAGGGCGUGGAGAUACUCGACCACGCUCCUGGCGUGAAGCGCUUCAGGCGGGGCGCGGGCCACUGCGCUUCCAAGAGCGAGAAGACGACCUACGACACCGAGGGCGAGGUGGCCGCAGAGGCGCGCAGGAUGGCGGACGAGCACGCCGCGCACCUCGGAGGCGAAGUCAGGUGCAGGUGUGGCGCGCAUGCACCUCGCGCAGAUGGCGUGGUCAUGGACGACGGUGCGCCCGAGGACUCCAUCUGCUGCGUCGGCAGGCAGAGCAGAGCCUCGAGCGGCCCAGCUUCCUUCGACGUGGGGCGCCAGCGCGCCGUAGUCACGCCAGUUGCCGAGGCUUCGCGCGACGGCGGCGAUGGAAUCUCCAAGGCCUCCGACGCGACCAAGCCAAGGAGACCCCGUCGCAGCGGGCCCCAGCUGGCGAUCGAGAAUGCCAAGGCCAUGCGAGAUAAGCUCGAGCAAAGUCAUUCUUGGGAGAAGCACAUGGAGUCGGCCAGCCGACACCGUGAUUUCAUGGCCUUGAUGAUUCGAACUGGCUCGCUAGCCCGAAAAGCAGGGGAGAUCUCUAGCAGCCCAGAGGCGGCUGAGAUCUCUGAUAGCUUGUUCGAGGUGAAGGAGACCCUGGAGGGCAGGCAGCGCUUCUUCGAUAGAUGCAAGGAGGACUUCCCCAGCGUCGUACUCGAGCCGUCUCUGGACGAUAAGGCCCACAUGCUCAUGUCCACGAGGCCAGCGAUGAUGUCCCUGCUGACGACGAACAUACACUACCUCAUUGAGAACAUAUUCGACAGGGACGUCGGCGACAAGUGCGCGCACGCGUUCGCAGUGGCCUUGAACGCCUUCGACGCGCGCGACGGCCCGCUCCAGACCAGCUUCGGCAUCCUGGGGCGUCUUCGACAGGGCGGCCGAGGACCCGAGGGUUUGGCCCAAGCAGUCUCCGAAGGCCAGAAGAACGCCACCUUAUCCUUGGCAGACAAGCUGUUGAAGUCCAGCGACGUGAAGCUGAUCGUCGGCGUCAUGCAACUCCUGGACGCGCACCCCCCAUGCAUGACGACUGCCCCCAUCGAGACGGUAGACGUCAAGGCCCCUUUCAAAAUGCUGGAGAAUGGUUGGUAUCCUCAAGCGUGGGUCGACAUGUACACUGUCCGCUCGAUCGGCCUCAUGCUGGCCGCUUCUUUGAAGCAUGAGUCGGGUGACGUUGACAGCAUCGAGAGGUCGAUUCGCCAGAUCUUCAUCAAUGUCGUGGAGAACGCUGCCAAGGUAAGCCCUCGCCUGAAAGCUCAAACCAGGUCGAUCUGCGGCGUGCAAGUGCAACACGGCAAGACGGCUUGGGAUAAGAUGGUGCACAUUCACAGCGAGUUCUCCCGCGUCACAAGCAUGUGCCAGGGCGAGGCUUUCGAGAAGGUGCAGCAGCUGGUUGAGGCUUUUGAGGGGGCGCUGAAGGAAGGCCCUGAGGCUUCCUAUUCCGUGCUGUUCGACGCCAUGGAAGACGCCGACACUGUGGCGACGAUCAAGCAGCUCGGGGCCGUGUUCGGCGACUGCGCGACGCGCGUCGAGGAUGUGAGCGUGGUCGGCAUGGACGGCGCUGACGUUGAGCACAUGAGGGACAAACAUGUUGGCCUGAUGAGGGACCUCGCGAGAUUGAUGCUUCAUCUCGGCAACGACGUGAUGGCCUUCUGCGAGCAGCAGCAGCUCUCCGUUCUCUUCGAAUAUGUAUUCAGCAAUCGCGAGGCCUCGGAUCUAUACACGCACGGUCUUUCUGACAGGCAGCCUGAUGUCCCAGAUGAAGCUUUGAGUCCACUGGAGUUCCUAGCUUUCCUGACGGAGUUCUUCGCGAGGCUGGUUCCGUUCAAGUUGCCCGACGGUGUUCAAGAACUUCGGAUUGCUUGCGCCUCUGCGGUCGCCAUCGCAGCCGACAUCCACCACGGCAAAGACGCAGUGGAGUCAUUUGACUUUGACGCCGCGGUUGGCUUCUUUGUCAAGGCGUGGACUAAGACCAAGGGUUUCGAUCCAAAGAGUGCUUGCGCCAACCUCCCAUGCCCUCAUGGCGCGGCAGCCGAGACCGCGCGCCACUGGGUCUUGAUUGGAACAAGUUCGGCAGAGAUCUCUGCACACGUGAAGCUGCUGUACACUAUGGACACGUACGAUGUCGGCGCAUGCAUCGCGUCUGUUAUUUCGGGUGUCGUCGGCCGCGGGGUGCACAAGAAGUUGGCUGACCUGUUCGGCCAGUUCUCGAGCGACCUGCCUGAGGGGGCCCUCCCUGUCCUGAAGGCGCCGGCUGCGUUCGAGCGUUUGGAGGAGGCGACUGCGAAGCGGGCAAACGGCAAGUCUCCAGGCGGCCUGCUUGACCUCACCAUCACGAUGCAGCUUGCAACCGAAGCUGAGAAGCUCCACCCAACGCUAGUUUCGGUUCGGCCGAACUUCCAACGCAAUAUCGGACAGCUUCGGGCCGACUGGGAUGCGACAUUCAACAGGAUGGUUGACAAGGUUAACCAGCUCGACUUGAUGGAACAGUUCGUGCACGCGUACACAGGCAUCUACAAAGCAGUCGAGAAGUGCGACCCCGACCCCACGAAGACCACGCAACCGAAAGAAGUCGACAAGGGCGCCCAAGCGGUGAACUCAGCAGCGACCCAACUACAUACUUGGAAGAACAUGUGCUCGCAGCUGCCACACCGCAUGAAGGGAUGGGCCGAUGAGCAAGCGACCAAGAUCAAGACGUUCAACGACAAGGUGCAGGAGUACGAGGAGAUGUACAACCAAGCAGCGAAGAUCUUGUCUUGCUGCUGCGUGCUCCCCCACGUGAUCGCCCUGGGGACGGCCAAGGACGCCCAGGAGAUAAAGGCUGUUGACGAGAAACUGGCCGAGAUGAACAAGUACAUCUCUGGAACGUUGCGGUGCAAGUUCGAGGACUUCCCGCCGAACCUGAAGAAGAAGCUCGCGGCCUCCGACGUGUUUGCCCCUCAUCGGGGCCAGGACGAGAAGAUGUCCGACGCCGCUGAGACAGUCGAGUCAUCCAGCAUCCAGGCGGCGAGCUCCGCCUCGGUGACGGCGCCCGCUCAGAAGGGCAUCGGCGGGCCCCGCAAGAAGCUGCUUCAGAACAAGCAGAAGUGA
Messenger RNA from Prorocentrum cordatum, 3486 nucleotides. Lineage: Eukaryota; Dinophyceae; Prorocentrales; Prorocentraceae. The record is from the annotation of a GenBank genome assembly.